Molecule: messenger RNA, 6343 nt
Organism: Scatophagus argus
Lineage: Eukaryota; Metazoa; Chordata; Actinopteri; Scatophagidae
Gene: mical3b
Product: microtubule associated monooxygenase, calponin and LIM domain containing 3b
Exons: 33
Coding region: 718-5427 (1569 amino acids)
Molecular function (GO): protein binding; FAD binding
Source: RefSeq, a predicted model, not a curated record
AAUUAUGAUUCCAUGUCCCAAUGAGAGUACAAUCAGUUGUAUUUUCAGUUCUUAUCAGUGUCAUUGUUGCAGUGACGCCACCGAACACCAGAGGGAGACACUUCUCCACUGGUCAUCCUGCUGCUUAUGUGUUUGUUUCACUGAGGUGAGAGGGCGCAUAAGUUUACGUUAUUUUUACCUGUUUUUCAUUAAAACCUAUUUAAAGUAAAAAGACUUUGUGUGUCCUGUCUGACGAGGUGAUAAUUAUUGGACUCUAGACUGAGAGGCUGCAGCUCUGUGAGGCUGUUAGCAGGCGCAGCUGCAUGAGACACUGCAGACAGUGUGGUUCAGUCCAUCAGUUGACUGCAGAUCAACCAGUGAAGAAGAUGAUGAUGAUUCCUGCCUCCUGAUCUUUUGUUAAUCUUGUUAGCUCAGACACACUCAGAUUACAGAUUACUGUCUGUUCUGGGGCGGAGGAAUCAGCAGAAAGGAGACUCCUCCCCCUGACCCCUGUGUGUGUGUGUGUGUGUGCGUGUGUGUGCGUGUGUGUGUGCGUGUGUGUGUGUGUGUGUGUGUGUGAGAGUAAAGUGGAUUUAGACGUCGACUGUCAGCAGCAGAAGAGCAGCGUUCUGAGACCUUCAGGGUGAAUUGGCUCUCAGAAGGUGAGCUGGAGUCUCUUGGUGACAUCAGCAGCAGUUGACACCCUUCCCAUGGUGCCCUGCAGUCUCAGGAGUCGCCAUGGGAGACGACUCAUACCCAGAAUGCCGAGCUCAGGAGCUGUUUGAUGAGUUUGUGUCAUCGUCAACCUGCAGAGCGGCGCUCUGGUCCUUCAGCCAGCUGUGUGAACAUCUGCAGCUGGAUAGGAGCAUCGCAGAGAGGCCGUUGUACCAGCCAAUCAAACGCCGCCUCAACUACUGGAAGGCCAACACUCUGUGGGCCAAACUGGACCGAAGGGCUGCCCAGCAGGAAUACCAAAGGGCCCAAGUCUGCAACGGCACUACCUGUGUGAUUAUUGGUGCGGGGCCCUGUGGUUUGAGGACGGCGGUGGAGUUGAGCUUCAUGGGAGCCCGGGUGGUGCUGCUGGAGAAGAGAGAUUCCUUCUCUAGGAACAAUGUACUCCACCUGUGGCCAUUCACCAUCCAUGACCUACGGAGUCUCGGUGCCAAAAAGUUCUAUGGAAAGUUUUGCGCCGGUUCCAUCGACCACAUCAGUAUCCGUCAGCUGCAGCUGCUUCUGCUAAAGGUCGCCUUACUGCUGGGAGUCGAAGUCCACGUCGGUGUGGAGUUUAAAAACCUAGUGGAACCACCAGCAGAUCAGCAGAGACACAAGGUGGGCUGGAGAAUGGAGGUGAAACCAAAGUCUCAUCCUGUCAAUCAGCUGGAGUUUGAUGUCAUCAUUGGAGCAGACGGACGGAGGAACACACUGCCAGGUUUCAGACGUAAAGAGUUCAGGGGGAAACUGGCCAUCGCCAUCACUGCAAACUUUAAAAAUAGAAACACCACAGCGGAGGCCAAGGUGGAAGAGAUCAGCGGUGUGGCUUUUAUCUUCAACCAGAGGUUCUUCCAGGAACUCCGACACGAAACAGGCAUUGAUCUGGAGAACAUUGUGUACUACAAAGAUGACACUCACUACUUUGUGAUGACAGCAAAGAAACAGAGUCUGCUGGAGAAAGGAGUCAUUUUACAGGACUUCGCAGACACUGAGCUGCUUCUCUCUCGGGAGAAUGUGGACCAGAAUGCAUUGCAAACAUAUGCCCGUGAGGCUGCUGACUUCUCCACCAAUCACCAGCUGCCGUCUCUGGACUUUGCCAUGAAUCACUACGGUCAGCCGGACGUCGCCAUGUUCGACUUCACCUGCAUGUACGCCUCGGAGAAUGCCGCCAUGGUCCACCAGCGACAUGGACACCAGCUGCUGGUCUCACUGGUGGGGGACAGUUUGGUGGAGCCCUUCUGGCCAAUGGGAACAGGGAUCGCCAGAGGGUUUCUGGCAGCUCUGGAUUCAGCCUGGAUGAUUCGGAGUUGGUCUCAGGGAGGAGCUCCUCUGGACAUCCUGGCAGAAAGAGAGAGUGUCUACCGGCUCCUCCCUCAAACGACUCCAGAGAACCUGCAGAAGAACUUCAGUCUAUUUACAGUCAAUCCAAACACAAGAUAUGUCAACAUCAACCGUCUGCUCGUCGCACCUGCUCAGGUGAGACACCUUGUGGACACAGGAGAGGAGGCGGGACUAAGCACAGGUGACAUCAUCCGUCUGCCUUCACCCAGGUUCAUCAGACAAGAUUCUUUCUCUCAGUCCAAUAAGCUGCUGACUUGGUGUCAGGAGCAGACUCGUGGUUACCGUGCCGUAGCCAUUAGCGACCUGACUACUUCCUGGAAGGAUGGUCUCGCUCUCUGUGCCCUGAUUCAUCGAUAUCGACCUGAUCUCAUUGACUUUGACUCUCUAGAUGAGUCUGCAGUGGAAGAAAACAUUUGGCUCAGCUUUGACGUGGCUGAACGAGAGUUUGGGAUUUCUCCUCUGAUGACUGUGGAGGAGAUGUCCUCUGUAGGAGAGCCGGACUCUCUGUCAAUGGUGAUGUACCUGAGUCAGUUCUACCAGCUGCUCAGGGACACGGUGCCCCCUGAUGGUUGGCUGAGUCAGAGUUCUGACCUGAGAUCAGCACUCAUCACUCCGGUCUCCAUCCUCAGCAGACUGGGACUCAGUCCUUCCAGAAAGAGAAAUCCAAAGGAACACAAAGACGUUCGUGGUAAACGGAGGAAGACAAGUCGAGGGAGCGAAGAGCAGCAGGAGUCAUGUGACCUGAACAGUGAUGUCAACAGCCAGGUGUAUGAUGAGGCUCUUAUGGGCGGGUCCAGUCGCUCCAGAGUGCGUCUGAUGGCCAGUCAGCUGCAGGCGAAGCUGGACGAGAGUUCAGCUUCCCGUAGGAGUUCUUCUGCUGCUGCAGCAGCUUUACAUCGACAGAGGAAACGAACUCUUCAGCAGGAACAGAUGAGUUUUCGAUUCAAAGAGAAGCUGAAGUCUCAGUCUGGGCUCAGUGGGGAGGAACAGUGUCUGCAGAUGUACACUGGUGGAGUGAGCUCAUUGGCUGAGCAGUUAACCAAUCAGGCUGAGAGUCCAGAGGAAGUGAUUUUGUCCGCAGGCUGCAGUCACAUCUGUUUCUUCUGUCAGAAGAGGGUUUAUGUGAUGGAGCGUUUGAGUGCUGAAGGUUUGUUCUUCCAUCGCAGUUGUUUCCAGUGUUUCCACUGCAGAAACUCACUCAGACUGGCUGCCUACGCCUUCGACCAGCACAGCGGGAGGUUCUACUGUAUUCAGCACUACGACUCCAAAUCGACUGCUCCAACCACGAGGAGAAGACCGACGGCAUCUGACGGAGCUGCUUCACAUCGAACAUCCGCAGCGUCUCUGGAUCUGUCACUCUCCUCUGCAGACUCUCUGAUCUCUGCCGACCGUCGUCGAUCCUCAGCGAUCUCUGUAACAGUGGCAAUGCCGGAGAGGAUUGAGUUGGAAAACUGCCGCCGAAGCUCAACAAAUGUGGAGACAGAGCUGCUGGAGGAGCCCGAGGAGGUUUCAGAGGAGACACUGAACCGGUUCAACCUGAACCUGGACGACAGCACUAAACACAGACCCAGUUCAGAGUCGGACAUGGAGGAAGAGGAGGAGGAAGAGGGCAGCUGUCGACGCUGUGUGACCUCCGAGGAGGCCAGAGCUUUGUGGAGGGAAACUCUGCAGCUCCGCCUGAGAGAUGACCGAGAGGAGGAGGAGGAGGAGGAGGAAAACGAAGAUGAAGAGGAGGGAGAGGUGGAGGAAGAGGAGGAAUGCAGUGAGGUGGAGUCAAGUGAUGAGGAGGAGCUUCCUCUCAUCUCUCAGAGUGUCUCCUCAGCUGCAGGAAGUGACAUCAUACACUGUGACACACCUGUGCAGCCUGACUUUGCCUCCAGCCAGCUGCCCUGCAUCACCCGUCCCACACCUCCAUCUGAGAUUCUGCCCCCUACAAACACAUCCUCCAACACCUCCUUCAUCACCAUACCUGACUCCACCCCCAACAAUGACAGAGUCACAGCUCUACCAACACAGCUCACACCUGUCAUCGUCAUGGAAACAGAUGCUCAGAGACCCUCUCACUGGCAACCUGCUGGAGUGCAGGGCUUGUUUGAUGACAUCAGCCCUGAACUUCCACAGAAAAAGACAGAGCAGACAGAGACAGAGGAGGAAGGGGCAGGACCAGCUGAGGGGGAGGUGUGGUCAGAGGGGGUGAGGAGGCGGACCUCUAAAGGAGCACACAGCCUCCCCCCUCUACAGGGUGGGGGUGCAGCUCUUCUCCUUCAGGUAAAGGGGCCCAGAGAGACUUCAACACUCAGACGGGUGCAGGUGGAAGGGGGCGGGUCCAGAGCUCUGUGGAGGGCAGUGUUCUCUGGAAAGAAGAAGUGGGGCAGGACUUUACCUUCAGGUGCAAAGAGGGGGAAGAAUGACGCAGCCAACGAGAGGAGAGCUACAGGUGUGAGAGGAAGUCUGACAGAAGAGUCUGACCUGGAUUCAUCAGCUUUGCUGCAGAGAUGUUCACUGACACCCAGAAACAAUCUGCGUCUGGAGCUGUUUGAUCUCACAUCUGAAAUUCAGAGAGUCACAAUAAAAGAGGCGGAGGAGAACCUGAAGCCUGCGUAUAUUCCUCACGCUCUGGCUUUUAAAAGCACGUACACCAUCAAGACGUGCUCUCUGAAGGACAGAGUCCCCAUCCAAGACUCUGAUGGACAGUCCUCUUGUCCCACAGAGGUGGUGGGGGUCCUGAUCCAGCCAAAGGAGCCAUCUGAUCUGAGUGUGAAGGAGACCAUGUUCCAGAGGCAACAAGAGGACAAGGAUGAAGACCUGGAUGCCAAAAUCACCCGACGAGUUCAGAGAGCUGCUAGAAGAAAGGCCAAACAGGAACAGCUGAAGAGACUCCACAAAGCUCAGAUGAUCCAGAGGCAGCUGCAGCAGGUGGAGGAGAAACAGAGGCAAUUGGAGGAGAGAGGAGUGAUGGUGGAAAAAGCUCUGAGAGGAGAAGCAGACUACUGGGGAGAAUCCAACAAUGGACAAGACACAGAUCUUCACCUGGGAGGCCUGGGUAAACUGGAUAAUCCAGCUCUGAUGCAACAGUGGUUUGAGUUGGUCCAGCAGAAGAACUCUCUGGUUCGAUAUGAAUCUGAACUCAUGAUAUUUGCUCGAGAGUUGGAGUUGGAGGACAGACAGAGUCGACUUCAGCAGGAGCUCCGAGAGCGGAUGGCUGUUGACGACCACCUGAAGGAGGAGUGGCAGCUGGUGGAGGAACGUCUGAUCCUGGAGGAAAUGUUGGAGGUGGUGGAGCAGAGAGACUCUCUGGUGUCUCUACUAGAGGAACAAAGACUGCAGGAGCGACAAGAAGACCGGGACCUGGAGGAGAUCAUGAUUACCCAGGGACUGGGAUUCAGAUGGUCCUGAAUCUGGAAGCGUCUAUGUUGCCCCUGAUCAAAACCAAAACUAAACAUUUGUAAAUUAGUUAUCACAGACUGAGGGGAGUCAGAACUUGAGGGUGGUCCGAACUUGAGGGAGGGAGGUCAGAACCAGUCUGGAAUCUGUUCACAGACAGAGGAAGUGGCCUUGAGUCCUUUUCUCAUUUAUUCAACUUGUGUCAUUUGAAAUCUGUUGCUGAUGUGGUCUACCAUCUGGACUUGUUUUGCGUCAUCCUGAUUUGUUCAUGAAAUUCCUUUAAACAUUCAUUCACGCAGGUUCCAGCAGCAGCAGCAGCUGGGUCUGAAUUUCCAGUUUGUGCACAUCACAGGUUAUCAGGUCUGGUCCUUCUGAUCAAUGUGAUCAGAGCUCAGUAUUGAUCCAUUUCCAAAAGCUUUCUUUAAAAUCAACAUUGCAAAUAUAAAGUGAAUCCUAAUCAUUUAAGAAGUUUUCUUCUGUCUGAUUAAACCUACAUUUUGUUCAUGCCCGAUUGGGCUGAUCGUGGUGUUGCUGUGGUAUUAAGAACACGUAACACGCUCACAAACAGCCUCUCAGCUGUAUUCAGUAUCCAGGAUGGACAACAUGAAGAGUCACUACCUGUGUGUGGCCAGGAGACUGAAGCUUGCAGCCCUCAGUGUCCUCUCACAUCCUGUUGAUUUUCAACUUUGACUGUUCUGCUUUCAAAUAGACAUUUAGUUUGUAGUCUGACAUAUUGAUUGUUUUGCCAACUCCAUCUGCUGCUGAUCAGUUGUACCAAACUUCACCUGUCUGCCUUACUUCACCUGAUUAACUGAUCAAUAACUAUUCAUGAAUCCUAUUGCUCCUGUUGGAUGCCAAGUGACUAACGCUCUUUCCUGUAGCUUCAACUGCCUUCUGAUGUUCUGGUGUAAUAAAAGAGUUGGCAGAU